UUUCUGCCGUUUUUGUCACAGAGACUCUACUUAUUUCGCUCAACCAUGAGCGAUUUCAUCUACUAGAUACAGUUGGGCAUCUCCCUCCCACUUGCUUGUGAAGAUAGCGGCGCAACCUGAGUCGGUCCCACUCAUUUUUCCCACUCUUUUCUUUCUUCGAGAAUUUACACAAUCAGCUGUUCUUCUAGAGAGCCAGACUAGUCGUGCUUUGCAGUUCAAUAAAUAAAUAUCACUUAUCUGCGUUUUGCGUGGUGCUUGAAAAUUUCCACAAAAAGAGCAACAAUUCUGUGAAUAAGCUUUUCGUGUUUUUCACGUUUCUUUUUUCCAAUUCGUCUGUGACAAAGCAGUAAUUAAUUGGUGAUUGUGGUGUUGUUGGACGAGAAACUUUACGUAAACUUUACAAGUGGUGUGAUAUAUAAUUUUCUUUGGACUGAGAGAAAAAAAGACGAAGAAGCGGACAGACUUUUCCUCGCGAGUGUUUACACAUUGCGUCGUGCGUAUGAUAGUUGGCUAGCGGUUUAGCUAUGAGUCUUAAGAAAACUAGUCGAAUGAAAAGCCUCUCGCUGAAUGAUGAUUUUCCAAUACCAAUCUCCACUUCGCAUUUGGGAUCUGGAACACUAUCGUCAAGGUCAAGGCAUUCAGCUUCAAACAAGAGAGUCGAAGAAAUAAAUAAGAUCGCGCGGUAUAUAGAUGACAACGUCAUUGGCAAAGGAGCUGCAUUUCUUGGUCCAUAUGGCAGGCGUAAAGUGGUGUACGCGAAUUACACGUCUUCUGGCAAGUCCUUGCAAUUUUUCGAAGACUACGUCAACAAAGAGGCACUCUCGAUGCUUGGUGAUAUUAAUUGCACAUCCACUGUGACCGGAUUACAAUCGAAAUUGUACAACAAUGAAGCGAGAGAUCUUAUAAAGUCCGCCGUAAAUGCAUCGACUGAUGAUGAAGUGAUUCUCUGCGAUGGGGCGCACUCUAGUCCCGUCGAAGUUGUUCUCACUCUACUUAACAAUAGAAUCAACUUGUACAAUGAAAGUGAAAAAGUUCUCACGGAGUGCAUCAACAAAUCUCUUUCGUCGCCAGCCGCAGAGCAAGUAACGCUCUUUGUCAGCACUUGUGAGCCUGCGACGAGUCUGGAGCCGUGGAUUGACUCAGGAGCUCAGAUUGUGAAGGUUUCGAAGAAUCGCGAGGGAUUCCUGGACCUCGUGGAUCUGGAGAAGAAGUUGUCCAGCCAUGUGAACAGCCAGCGGCAGCUUGUGGGAUUUUUUUCGGCCGCCUCGCGCCUCACGGGCAUUCUCACGGACGAUGUGGCCACGACAAUACUUCUCCAUCAGUACGGAGCCCUCGCGAUGUGGGACUACAGCAUGGUGGCACCCUAUUCAGAAGUGAACAUGAAUCCUCAGCUACCUGGAGCCGCCAAGGAUGUCAUUUAUUUCAACGUGAACAAAUUCAUUGGCGGAGUUCAGGCACCGGGGAUUGCAGUGAUAAAGCGGUGCUUAUUGACAAAUUCAAAUAUGCCAUACAAUAGUCUGGGUGUAAUUGGAGCUAUUCGAGCCGGGCUGGCUAUUCAACUCAAGGAAUCCCUCGGCAUACAAUCAAUUAUGACCAGACAGGAGAAAAUAUGCAAGCAAAUCUUAUCGCACAUUCGCACAAUUCCGGAGAUUAUACUGCUUGGACCGCCGGGGAUGACUCCCAAGCGACUUCCGACCAUUUGCUUCCUCGUGAAACACCCCCGGGGCGCAUUUCUCCAUCAUCGAUUCAUCGUGGCCGUGCUCAAUGACGUGUUUGGCAUUCAAGCCACAGCUGAGAGUCACAUUGGCAGGGAAAUUGGUAUCUCCGAUAAGUUCUCCAUAGAGUAUGAGCGCAUCUUGACAGAGGAUGACAAUGAGAAACUGCGCCCUGGAUAUACUCGCAUCUCCCUCACGUACUUCAUGUCGGAGCAGGAGACUGGAUUUAUUCUAGAGGCACUAAAGAUGGUGGCCACGGAGGCGUGGAAGCUGCUGCCACAGUAUGAGUGUGAUCCGGAGACGGGAGAGUGGAGACACCACUCGAAUUCGCUGGCCAAGGAGAGAAAAUGGCUCGGGGCGAUACGCUAUACCGACGGUCGGAUGCUCUUCUCUGACCGUCGAAUCUCGGGGCCGGGCACUUUUCCGCAAAACUACCCGGAUUGCCUGCACACGGCCAGAUGCAUCUUCAACAGAGCGCGCAAGAUGGCCCAGAAGGCCUCGAAGUCGGAGAAGCUGGUGGUGAGGCUGCGAGACAGCAUUGAACCUCUGCGAUGGUACAUGCUGCCUGGCGAAGCCCACGAGCUGCUGCUGGGGAAUUCACAGAAUGUGAAGAACAUCGUGCCAUUCGAUCCCAACAACAUUUCAGAAGCGCCCGCCCUGCUAUUUAUCCAUCGUCAUAAUAGUCUGUCAGCACUGGAUAUAAAAAGUCUGAGAAAUCGAAGUCUUCCAAUAUCACCACUUCAGAUACCUCUGCAGCGUCAUCAAUCUUCACCGUAUCCAGUAAAUCCGACGAAUGAUGGCAAAACCCCAGAAUGUGUGUCUCCACCCAUGGUGCGCUUCUCCCUUGGCGGAGAGGUAACGACAAUAGGAAAUUUCGGAUCACAGAGGAUAACGAAUAUAAUAGCAAAUGAGGGUGGCACUCCUUCCAGAAAUAGUAGAUGUAAUAGUUGGGGAUCUGUGCCUGCCUUGAGCCCGCAGACGCGCAUUCAUUUGGGCCUCGCGCCCGACCAGCAGCAGGCAAAUGGAGCCAAGAGACGUCAGCGUGUCUGCUCUUGCAGUAGUCAAACAGAUUUAUUUAACACAGCUUCAUCAUCAGAGAAUGCAUCACCCACACCUAGUCUUCAGAACUUGUCGCAGAGUGGAAGCUUUAAUGAAUGUACUGAAGAAAUCCAGGCAUAUGUCAAGGAGGUGACCGAAGAGCUGGCGACAGAAAUCAAAUCAGAGAUUCGAGAGGUGAUUUCCAAGGUGGAGGACGUCCUGGAGAGUUCGGAAUCUGUGGACAUGAACUCCCUGAGCGUGUCCAUGUACAAUUCGAGCUCAGAACACACUAAGAGCGAUUCGGUGUCUGUGUCCGAUGUCACGGAGUAUCUUAAGGAAUUCUCCAAGGAGAUGGCCAGUGAGGUGAAGUCGGAGAUUAGGGAAGCGUACAACACUGUGAUGGAGGAGCACACUGAUUCUGGUGUGACGAUGCGCAAGAAAGGCUCUCAAGAAGGCGUCCACGGCAAAGCGAGCGACGCCUCGAGUGGUGGUGAUAAUCAAUUCUGCACAGAUUGCUUCAAGAAGCGAUCCGAGUCAUUCCCACGGCCGAAUUCGGCGAUUGGGUGGCAUCAGCCGACUGCUUCGAGUCCUGAGACCUCAACGCCCAGUUGUCCCUACACGGGAACGAUUUCCAAGCUCAUUGAUCCCACUAACACCGCGUCUCAUGACUCUGGCAUCAACAUGUGCUUCACCGAAGCUGAGGAGAUCCGCGUGAGACACAGUCAUCCAUCAACAGGCCUCAGGACUAAUUCCGUGCCAGCAAAUGUGCCUGAGAAGACGGAAUUCAAAUUCAUGGAAAAUCCUCCGGGAACAUUUGGCAGGAAAUUAAGAAAUUUGGACAUAAAGCUUCCAGCAAAUGUCUCCACCACAAAUUCUGACUAUGAAAAGUGUGCCAAGAGACCCAAUGGCCAUCACAAGUGUGACAACAAGUGGCAUCAUGUGCCAAAGGAGAUUUGGACUUCAGCAGCUGAGGCUCUUGAGGACUUUAGUAUGCUAAAGGCUGGAGACCAGGUUUUAGUGGGAGUCUCUGGAAGUAGUGCUUCGCUGUGUCUUCUUCAUAUUCUUCAUCAAUUCUCUGAGAUUCGAAAUCUCAAGCUGACCAUUGCAGCUUGUACUCUCGGUAGCUCAGAAAUUGAUCCUCGCGUCUUGAUGUUGUAUCUGAGAGACUUGGGCAUAAACUACAUCUACGACCAGAAAGAAGCCAGUGAUAUCCCUUCAAAACUCUGCAGUACAGCUCAGAAGUGCAAGUACAACGUGAUCGCCCUGGCCAGCACGUUAGAUAAUCUGGCUGAGGAAUUCCUCGUGUCGCUUCUGACGAAAGGGCAGCUAAACACCUUUGAGAUGCGCCCUUGCUCUGGUGAUAAUGCUGUCAGAGUCAUCCAACCUCUCAUUUACGUUCGUGAACGGUUUCUGGAGGAUUUUGCCACCCAAUGCAGUCUUCCCAUUCGCUCUUCUCCGCGGCCACUGAAUGCUUCGAACAGUAUCCUAAAAGUUCAAGAGCUUAUCAAUCCUAGCGUCUAUGAUAACAUCAAGUCUGCUAUCAGGCCAAUUCUCUUAUCAAGGACGGAGUGCUCCCGGAGUGUGCUGGAUCAAAGUUCCAACUUCACGUGAACGAUAAAGAAAGUCAUUCUCUUUCGCUCCCUCUCUAAAUUAUUGCCCUAGCUUGAUUUUAAGUC
Molecule: messenger RNA, 4429 nt
Organism: Phlebotomus argentipes
Lineage: Eukaryota; Metazoa; Arthropoda; Insecta; Diptera; Psychodidae
Exons: 14
Coding region: 525-4364 (1279 amino acids)
Source: RefSeq, a predicted model, not a curated record